UGCACUUGUCUGGUUACCAAAUUAGUAUUCAAUCUGUUCACAAACAUCUGAGAAAUUUAGUAGAUUCAAUGAAGCUCUGUUCAAACUCAAUAUCAGUGCAAUUUCUACUCAUUUUAGUUUAUAUUUUCCCUUAUAUCCAGCCCAGCAUGGUGAACAACUUGUACAAAAUUUUACGUCAAGAAAAUCUCAUUCAGGAGCAGGAACACAUAUCAAAAAGUGAUAAUGUGCGCAUGACCUAUAAUCUCCCCGCAGACUUGUCAACUCUCGAGCUGAUCACGAGACGCGGCUAUCCUGCCGAGACCCACGAUAUUGUGACUCAAGACGGCUAUAUUUUAAUAACUUAUAGAAUUCCGUACGGAAAAAGGUCAAACAGUUUUAACCGACGCUAUAAUAAAUUUCCCGUGUAUGUCAUGCACGGUGGCGCCAUGAGCUCGUCGGACUGGUUAAUUAAUUUAGACGAGGACAAUGUCUCCCAUUUAUUGGCGAAUGCGGGAUAUGACGUAUGGCUCGGCAAUACAAGGGGAAAAAUUUAUGCAAAUCGCCACGUAAAUUUGACUCAUCAUCAAACAAAAUUUUGGGAUUUUAGUUUUGACGAAACUGCAAAUUAUGACAUGCCCAACUCGAUCGAUUACAUCCUCGACGUAACAAAAAUGCCAAAACUCCACUUUGUUGGGUACUCCCUGGGAAACACGCAAUUCUUCAUGGCCCUCGCAAAUCAGCCAGAAUACAAUGAGAAAAUAGGGAUUCACAUUUCCUACGCGGCCUCUGUAUUUUUUGCAACUUAUGCAGAAUCCAAUCGUCUUUUCGCUCUCGUUUGGAAUCGUCCCUUACAAAUAUUGCAAAAACUUAUUGGUGGGUUUCCCCUUCCUCCGCAAGGAAUUGGGUUCAUGUUGAAUCAAAUCCUGCUCAGAAUUUGCAACCCAAAUCUCGACAUUCUAGGAGUGUGUAGGCAAAUGUUGUUCCUAAUUAUGGGAUUUGGACCGGAACAAAUUAGCAAGGAACAAACUCCCAGCAUUUUGGGACACUUGAUGACCCCCACAUCCCUCAAGAUGCUCGUCCAACUCAACCAAUUUAUGAAGAAUGAUCGCUUAAGUUAUUAUGAUUAUGGGGCCUGGCAAAAUCUUAGGUUAUACGGAACAUCAACUCCACCUUUAUACAAUGUGCGAAAUGUGAGAGCCCCUACCGCCCUGGUUCUCGCGCAAAAUGACGUUUUUGCCAAUGCACAAGGGUACGAAAGAUUGUUGAAGGUUUUGCCAAAUGUUGUAAAUUCCUAUACCAUCCCUAGUAAAACCUUUUCCCACAUUGACUUUGUUUACGCGAGCAAUGCCAACGAAAUGGUGUAUAAUCACACGAUAGAAUUAAUCAACAAAUUUUCUUAUGUACAUUGAACCGUCUUAUCAUGAUAGUUUAAACAUGAUACAUACAGAAACUCCUAAAAAUCCGGUAGUAAUAUAUGUACUCCGCAUAUUGAAUGAUUGCUUAUUGCCCUUGUAAUAACUCGUUACUCCCGAGUAAACUUUUCAUUAAAUAAUUUAGCGGUAAUAAAUACAUAAUUGUAAUUACCAGCUAGUGCAAACACACAUGUAUUGCGUUAGGGAGCGUGGUGGAGCACUAGGAAGCGUGGUGGAGCAUUAGGGAGCGUUGUGGAGAACUGGAGGCGCCCAUAAAUUCCUGAAUUUUACAUAGAUAAGAAAGUUACUAACUGAAUAUGGGCCCUAAGAAGUUGGUCUUUGAAAACAAGGUGGUUAAAAAACAAUUCGAGUUGAACAAGGUUUGCGUCCCCAUUGUGGAACUUGAAGUCUUCAAGUUGAAGAUGGAACUUGAAGAUGAAUGAGUUGAUUGAUUGACAAGUGAAUUGAACGCGUUUGCAUUAUGCUUGGGAAAUGUACUAGAGACUGGUGAACAUUUUUAUUUUUGUGCUCAUUAAAACGAAUGUAAACUCUCAA
Folsomia candida is the source of this 1946-nucleotide messenger RNA. Its product is annotated as gastric triacylglycerol lipase. The record is from RefSeq and is a predicted model, not a curated record. NCBI's taxonomy places the organism in Eukaryota, Metazoa, Arthropoda, Collembola, Entomobryomorpha, Isotomidae. Gene Ontology annotation, molecular function: hydrolase activity, acting on ester bonds. Gene Ontology annotation, biological process: lipid metabolic process.